CACACUGCAGCGCUCGGCUUCCUGGGGCGUCCGCGUCCCCUGCAGUAUAAUACCCCUUCCGCUUCGCCCACUGCCCUUUGACGACAGCAUCAUACACCCCAGUUACUCUCGCACCACGCUCCUUCUCAGUGCUGGCCAUGUCCUUCCCCUUCGGCCCCCUCGGCGGCUCCUCCACACGCCCCCGCAUCCAGCUCGAGCACGUCCCGUCCACCCCGCCCCCGCUCGACGAGUAUGACGAAAAUGCCUCGGAGGACUGCGACCAGGACGCCCGCUCGCCUCUCUCCAGCUCCCACCUCCACCCCAACCACCUCUCCGCCCGCAGCCCCUACCCCGCCUCCGCCCCGCCCUCUCCGGACCUCUCAGCGCAGUCUGCCCACCGCCCCUCCAGCCGCUCGCUGCUCUACUCCCAGGGCGGUAGCUAUGGCGGUGGAUACCCUCAUUCGCCCUAUUCCACAGCAUCGAACACGCCCCUGCCCUCGCGCACGCCGUCCCCCGUUCCCCUGUACUUCUCGGGCGCGUCGUCCUGCAGCUCCGAGAGCGAUAGCGACCUUGACGACGGGCCAUAUUCUCGUAGUUCGGUAAGCAGCAGCUCGCGUCAGUCCAGCUGGCGAGAAGAGCAGCGCCGAUGGUGGAUCAUGGGUGCGGUACGGAGGCGUCGUCGGCGAGAGCGGAUGGGAGGGUGGAGGGCAAUGAAACGAGGGCUCCGGUUGCUCAUACGACAUCCAUUCUUUCCCAAGACGCCUGUUACCAUUCUACUCACCCUCGUUCUGCUCACCAUCUUCGGCGUCUCCCUCACCUUCCUCAUCAUCUACAUACUCAACCCCGACAAGGAGCCGCUUCCCUGGCGCGGGUACUGCACCAUCCCGCAGCUAUCCACAAGCCCACCAUCACUAACGCUCCCGACGACGGCGCAGUUCCCGCACCCGCUGCCGGAGAACUUCACGCUUCCGACGUUCCCGCCCGCAGAUUUCGACGACCUCUCGCCUGCGGGCGUGUUCGUGGGCGUCUUCUCAAUGGACAAUGCGGUGGAGCGAAGGAUGCUCAUCCGGUCCUCAUGGGCGAACCAUCAGCGCAGUCGAGAUGGUGCAGGUGAGGGAGAUGGUGGCGUCGGUACUUCACGGACAAUCGUGCGUUUCAUUCUGGGCGAGCCGCGGAACGAGUGGAAGCGGCGAAUACGGCUAGAGAUGGACAUGUACAACGAUAUGAUCAUCUUGCCGAUAUCGGAGAACAUGAACAAUGGCAAGACGUACGAGUACUUCCACUGGGCCGCGCGAAAUGCAUGGGUACCUCCACUGUACCACGACAACUUCGCGCACUUCCCCGAGGGCCUCUCGUACACGAACGCGACUGCGUGGUUCGCCACCAUCCCCGCGACCCACGACCCGCUCGCCGCCCGUCAGGACUACGCGAGCGGGAACCCGAUGAAGUGGGUCCGCCCAGACUACGUGGUGAAGACAGACGACGACUCGUUCGUCAUGCUUGCGGAGCUGGAGGCGAGGUUGCGGGUAGAGCUGCACCGCGAUCCACAAGAGGUGAGGUUGCAGAACGGCGCGGUCACGAACGAGUCGUUCGCGUCCGGCAACGGCUCCUCGUCUCGCCCCGCUGCCGGCUCUUCUGGUUCCGACUCGCGACUAGGCUCCUCUGGUACCUCCGCCUCCAAAGCGAUGCACGCACUCGUCACGCCCACCUCGACCUACGCCCCGCUGCCGCCGUCAUCUUCUGCGCCCGCGCCCGUGCCCCCAUCGCCCGCCGACGCGGACCCGCUCAUCUUCUGGGGCUAUCUCGUGAAGAACCGGUUCAUGGCGGGCGAGCUGUACGCGCUGUCGUGGGCGCUCGUGGACUGGAUCGCGAGCGACGCGCAGGUCGCGGAGAUGCGCAAGGGCGCAGAGGACAAGCAGACGAGCAAGUGGAUGCGCCUCCACCCGCGCGCGGACGAGGUCCGGUGGGUGAGCGAGCGGUGCUGGAUAUACGACCACCCGAGGGCGGGCACGGUGUACUCGCACGGCUUCUUGUUCCCCUCGGAGAUGAAGCGCGUGCAGACGGAGGUCAUGAAGGACAUCGCGCGCGCGGUGCCCGAGGAGGUCGCCGCGCAGAAGGCGGGCUCGAUCCUUUCGCCGUUCGGACCGAACGCGCCCGUGCCCCCGACGUGGUCGCGCUCGACGGUGUCCAAGUUCGGCCAGCGGUACAGCCCGCCGUUGCCGUACCUUGGCCAGCAGACGAGCAUCGAGGCGCUUGUGGAGGGGAGCGAGAUGUCCCAGCUGACUGAAUCGAGCGGCCUGAACCCUUGGACAGUAUGGCUACGACGCGAGGGCCGGAAUACGCGUUACGACCACCAGCGCGUCGGGGGCACCGUGGUCGUGCACUUCAUCAAGAAGAACAUGUGGUUCCUCGAGACCGCCGCUGCGUUCCUCCUGGGCGACGACGUUACCGAUGCGGAGCGCGGGUACCACUGGCACGACGGACAGUACGUCGGGCCCGCCGGCGAGCGCAUGCAGAGCCAGACCUCGGCGACGCUGACGGACCAGCAUCCGAUCCAGACGAACAACAUCCGGAAGCUGCACAACCGGAGACGAUAGCCUUCGCUGGCUUUGUGGAUGUUGUCCUUUCUCUGGUCUUUCGCUGUGACGCCGCCCCUCCUAGCUCUAGCGGCACCACCCGUGUGCAUUGUAGGGACGCGACAUGGUACUUGUAUUGCGAUGUGUACGUAUGUACACAUGUACGCGCACCCUCUCGGGCGGACUUUCCCGUACGUCGCUGUCGAGUAUCGCUCCACCUACCCUCACCCUGCAUUUCCUCUCGUAAUCACACAUGGAUUCUCUCGCUUUGAAUUUGAAUAACUAAGUACU
This is a messenger RNA of Rhodofomes roseus, 2846 nucleotides long. RefSeq lists its product as uncharacterized. The record is from RefSeq and is a predicted model, not a curated record. Gene Ontology annotation, cellular component: membrane. Lineage: Eukaryota; Fungi; Basidiomycota; Agaricomycetes; Polyporales; Fomitopsidaceae. Bases 138 to 2576 code for a protein of 812 amino acids. The transcript is spliced from 5 exons. Gene Ontology annotation, molecular function: hexosyltransferase activity.